This is a messenger RNA of Venustampulla echinocandica, 300 nucleotides long. RefSeq lists its product as uncharacterized. The record is from RefSeq and is a predicted model, not a curated record. The transcript has 4 exons. The coding region runs from base 1 to 300 and encodes 99 amino acids. NCBI's taxonomy places the organism in Eukaryota, Fungi, Ascomycota, Leotiomycetes, Helotiales, Pleuroascaceae.
AUGCCUGUUUAUCACAUUGGUAUGUUUAAACUCAAGCCAGAUGCCGACAAAGCAGGCUUGACAGCUAUGAAAAAUGACUGUGAAGCAUUGGCUACCAAGAUUCCAGGUGUGCUGAGUGUCACUGUUGGACCUCCCAUGCCACCAGCUAGUCGUACUGCGGGCUACGGUCUGGCGAUGGUUGUGGUGUUUGAUAAGCACGAGUCGUACAAGGCGUACAUUACGCACCCAGAGCAUUUAAAUGUUAUGCAUUUCAAAGACGAGUUGACAACUGAGUCCUUUUCAUAUCAGCUCGAGUUUUGA